AAUUCAAUCGCCCAAUCCGGCCAAGCGCCCUCACAUGACCCCUGCCAGCCCUAAUUGCCAUCGCCAACCUCCAGCCGAUUUCCUAUUGAUGCCCGUUCCAACAAUAGGAGAAAAAGAAACAAAAGAGAAACCCUGUCCAACCCUGUUCACAAUAGGUAUGGAGUCUGAGAUAAGAGAGAGAGAGAGAUUUUGAACAAGCGGAAACUUGCUUUCUUCCCAUCCUUCUUCUCUUUUUCUGUUCCAUUCGACAAGAUACACCGACACUGAGGUUACACCCCCCACCCGGAACCUAGAGGAGCUUGUGCCGCCGUUCUCUCCCCAAUUGCUGGAAAUGGAGGUCAAUCAAUGUUAUUAGAGCAGAGUUUCUCUUCUUUUCUUUUCUUUGAAAGAUGUUGAUUCCUAGCUCCUCUGUCAGCCGCCUAGGGUCCGGCGACAAGGAAACUGUCCGGCAGUGGCUGCAGUCAAGCAAUUCCCCCCUCCUAAAAGUGUGUGUCUGUUAGGCCCUCUACCCGUAGGUUUUCUUUUUCCUUUCCUUUCGUGCUUUUCGUCCCUUUUCCCAACUAUGCGGGCACUGGAUGAUUUAAUCCCCGAAUGACAAUAACUUAAUAGAUACAGUUUGCCCCCACUCCAGCAUUUUUGCCCAGAGUCGGGCAUGCUUUUUAUUGUUGUUGUUGGUGGUGGUGGUGGUGGUGAUGAUGGCUGGCGAUAAGCCAUUUAGCCGAAACGGGUAUACAACUAACUGCGACUGCUGUUUAUAUUCCUCUCUUACUAUUAUCCGUCAUGGGCCAAAAAAUGAGGACAGAAAGAGUUAAACCGUUAUUGAAUACCCCCUGCGGCUACCUCGCCGGUAUUAUCCCAGCUGGCAUGCCGGCUUUAUAACCUGAGACGGGGGGAGCAUCGUUACUAGCCAAUUUCGGCCUGUGAACGGAAAGCAAGUGCUGGGAGAGCAUUUUCUUUCUCUAUUGGUGUGCUAUUGAGGCGGUUCCUCAAUUCUUAAUUUUUGCUACCUCCCUUUCUCCAUUCUUCUCUCCUCUCUUAUUGUUGUUGCAGGCUCUUUAUAUAUAUAUAUAUCCCUCCUUGCAUUGUCAUGCGACCAUAUUGUUGCGUUGUUCGAUAACUAGAGGCUAUUUUGAUAUGCAGAUAUUGCUAGAGCGAACCGAGCAACCCCGCCCCCCCUCCCCCAAUCCGUAUUCUUUAACUUUGAUAAUUGUUGACUGCAUGGAGCAACAGAUGUGAUGCCCCGCCUUUCUCAACCAUAAAUUCCCCAUUAUUCGGGUCUUGAUAUAGGGCUGCGUUGUCACAUCAGCAGCGAUCCGUGAGCCUGAAACAACAUAGUCAUUCUUAAUUAUCUGCAUCAUCCCUUAUAUAUCCUGCGAAAUAAUAACAACCAUACUAAAGUCAGGCCUUUGUCUUUCUCAAAUCUCUGCCUUACUUAUAUAUGCAUUCUAUUCAUACUUUUCUAAACUCAUAUAUCCCUACGCUCAUGCCCUUAAUCGCAGCCUCUUCCGUCACCAUUGCCUAAGGCCUGAUAUAUAUCUCCUCUCCCACUCACAUUGAUAUUCUACUCUAGCAAGAAAAGGAAAUACAAAAUGCUACCCCCCUCAGACUCCAUAAAUCACCAAAACUACAAGCUGGCUGAGUUCGUCGCCAGCCUCCGGUCUCAAAAUAGGCUUGUUCCUCCGCAGCCACCACCAACAUAUGCAGCUGCAAUUGCUCCAGCUCCAGUCGAGGAUGCAUUUGCAGACAUCAUUGAUGAUGACGACGAGGAGAGCACAGCCAUGGGCCCCAUCUCAAUCAAAAUCGACACAUCUAUAGAUAUUGAGGGGCAGGGGAAUACCAUCGUCAUCCCCACAUCAAUCGGCGCAUCGACAUCUGAGGAACCUCAGACGUCCACCUCAACUUCAACAUCGCCAUCAUCAUCGCCAUCGCGUUCUUCACUGCCUGCUGCCGGCGGGAACUUCCCCUUGCAGCAACUCCAGCAACAGCGACAGGUCAAAUCCGCACAGCUCGCGACAACCAUUAUCUCCGCGCUAAAAGCAGCUGGCAUCAUGGAUGAUAUGGAGUCGGGCAGACAGCGGCCUGUGGAAGUCAACGUCAGCUCUGGCAUACGUAUCAGGGGUGACAGGAAUGUCGUGUGCGCUGGUGUUCCGAAGAGACCGGAGUUGAGUCAUGCUGGGUGUUCGGAUUCCUUGUCCGAUGAGCAGGAGGAGUUGUCGAGGCGGGGGAGGAAAAGGAGGGCUACUUCGCAACCCAUUGACAUACCCUCUUCGAAGAAGGCGCAACUGUAAACGAAAUCGUCAUCUCCAUCGCCCCGUGGUAUCGCUAUCUAGUACAUUUUAUGCAAUAUCACAACGACACUUUCACAAACCAUUUGUCGAACCAAUCGGAACGGGAAUGCUUUUUAUGAGCCCUGUCUUCCAGUCCAUGGACGAGAAAUACAAGCACAGAUGAAAGAGCCAUGGCUUAUCUAUCCAGAGGUGACCUCAGACCACCCUACAGAAAAGGCAUAAUAUUUCACGAACAAAAAUAACAAGAAACCCUCGCCAAACUAUGCCACAAAGGCAUCCCUGGCACGACAUACAUAUAUUUGUUUCUUUCGAUCUCCACGCUCCCGGGCGGCACUUCCAUGCAGCCAAGCCAUUAUUCCGCAUCCGGCUCUUCCUCUUCCAUUCAUCACCCCUGAGAGCUCUCGCGUCACACACAUACGUAAUUCCAUGCAUUAUUGCCCACGCCUGUAUGCAUGAAUUUGAAUAUCUGUCAUAUUUUAACAGUCACAGGGUGACAGGGAACUUGACUGCCCUUUGUCGUUGUCGUCAAUGUCGAUGUCGAUGUCAAUGAUCUGGUGAAUGGCUCUUGGCGCUUCAAGGCUCGGAAGUUUUUGCAUAGUGGCGUGCAUGUCAUGUAAUAUGGCACUAUGGUUAGCUUGAAAAAUGAAUACCCGAGCGUGGAAAAUACAACAGGAUCGCCUUCAUUAUUGCCCGUUUCCCAAGCAUCGCAUCGAAUAGGUGGGCUCCUUUCAGAUGGCGUUUUUCUUUGCGGUUGUGGGGGAAACGAAGAAGGAAAGGCGCCGGUAGAAAAAGAGCCAGAAAAAGCCACUACUAUGCGAUAAUUGUGAUGAAUGAUUUUAACGAUCUCUUUU
Messenger RNA from Blastomyces gilchristii SLH14081, 3139 nucleotides. RefSeq lists its product as uncharacterized. NCBI's taxonomy places the organism in Eukaryota, Fungi, Ascomycota, Eurotiomycetes, Onygenales, Ajellomycetaceae. Bases 1590 to 2288 code for a protein of 232 amino acids. The record is from RefSeq and is a predicted model, not a curated record. The transcript has 2 exons.